CCUGCUCACCGCGCUUCCCACACCGUGGGGAUUAUUUUCAUUAUUUUGCCUUUUUCUUUUUUUUUCCCCUUGUCUUGUAGUUUUUGGCUCCCAGGGCCCGUGAUUUCCUUUGGAGUUUGGGAGGAGAGACGUGGGGAGGAGUGGGGGGGGGGGGGGAGAGGCUGCCUCUCCGAGGGCCUUCGUCAGAGCGAAGAGCUCAGGAAGAGCCGCAGCCCGUCCGAGCCGCAGCGCAGGAGCCCCCCCGCACAGCAGACGAGAUGAAGCUGCUCCUCCUCCUCCUCGGGCUCGUCGGCAGCUCCGUGCAGAUCGAAGACAACAAAAUCCCCGGGCUGUGCUCGGGGCAGCCGGGCAUCCCGGGGACCCCGGGUUUGCACGGCGGCCAGGGUCUGCCAGGCAGAGACGGACGAGACGGCCGGGACGGGGCCAUGGGGAUGCCGGGGGAGAAGGGCGAGAUGGGCCCACCAGGACCUCCGGGUCCCCGCGGGGAGGAGGGCAGCCCCGGCGUGGACGGCGUGCACGGCGAGAAGGGGGCGCAGGGCGAGUGCGCCGUGGCCCCCCGCUCGGCGUUCAGCGCCAAGCGCUCGGAGGCGCGCAGCCCGCCGCUGGCCGACCAGCCCAUCCGCUUCGACGUGGUGCUGGUCAACGAGCAGGGCCACUACGACCCGGCCACGGGCAAGUUCACCUGCGAGGUGCCCGGCCUCUACUACUUCGCCGUCCACGCCACCGUGUACCGCGCCAGCCUGCAGUUCGACCUCAUGAAGAACGGGCAGUCCGUCGCCUCCUUCUUCCAGUACUACGGGAACUGGCCCAAGCCCACCUCGCUCUCCGGGGGCGCCCUGGUCCGCCUGGAGCCCGAGGACGAGGUGUGGGUGCAGGUGGGCGUCGGGGACUACAUCGGCUUCUACGCCAGCGUCAAGACGGACAGCACCUUCACCGGCUUCCUCGUCUACUCCUACUGGCACAACUCCGCCGUCUUCGCCUGAGCUGGGGGACGGGGACGGGGGGGGGGGGGGGGGGCGUGGCCCCUUCCCCUGCCGUGGGCAGCCCGGGGGGGAGGU
Molecule: messenger RNA, 1058 nt
Organism: Oxyura jamaicensis (ruddy duck)
Lineage: Eukaryota; Metazoa; Chordata; Aves; Anseriformes; Anatidae
Gene: C1QTNF5
Product: C1q and TNF related 5
Exons: 3
Coding region: 258-983 (241 amino acids)
Molecular function (GO): protein binding
Source: RefSeq, a predicted model, not a curated record